This is a messenger RNA of Verruconis gallopava, 918 nucleotides long. RefSeq lists its product as uncharacterized. Bases 172 to 519 code for a protein of 115 amino acids. The record is from RefSeq and is a predicted model, not a curated record. NCBI's taxonomy places the organism in Eukaryota, Fungi, Ascomycota, Dothideomycetes, Venturiales, Sympoventuriaceae. The transcript has 2 exons.
ACUUACAGAACAAUUGUUGGAUCCUGAAUCGAGCCCUCUGGUUCCGACUGCUCAUUUCAAGCAGCAACGUCAUUCGGUCUAGUGCCUCGGUUGUGUGGUGGAGUAGCUGACAUGCUACCGCAGAGACGAAAACAUCCAUCAGCUGUAUGCAGCAUGUGAGCCUUAACAACUAUGAUACAGGCUUUGCAACCACACCGGCCCCAGGUUGUCCAAAAUCCACGUCCUAUCUCCAACCCUUUAAGCGCUACACAGCGUCGCCAUACGGGCAAUAUAACGCCUCCUCCCACCUCCCACGACCACAAACCCAAAAGUCAGAUUGAGGCGAUGCCGCCUGCACUGACCCUCCGGACAGCAUUCCAGCCAUUCGAUCCCGCAAAGUGUCAUCCCGUCUUUUUCACCCCAGCUCUUCGAAAACCUCCAUUCCCCAUGAUCGGAUUCAACAACGGUCUGGUCAAUCCGGUAGCAUUCGGCUACAUAGCUGAAAACUAUGUCAAAAGAGAAGGAUUUGCAAAACUAUGAUUACAAGACAUAUCUUAACCCGAAAUUGUUCGAAUCGACGAGUUCAUGUGGCAUUUACGAGGCAACAUAGGAGAGCAGCCUUGUUAUCGAGUACAUGUAACUGUUCCUGCCUGCAAGCAUUUCUGCGCAGGAUGUCGAUGCUUGACUGGUCAGGGCAGUAAAAAUAUUUAUUGAACUGAUCGCGGUGAUUUUGGUACUUCUUUCUGCCUAUCUGUCUCUCCGUAAUUUGGCCUGCUUCACGACGACAUGUAUUUCUGGGUGCUCUCUUGAUCGAAUAUUUCUGUAAAGGCUACCAAACAUGGUCUAAGUGUUCUAAUAGAAAAGAAGACAUAGUGCCAAGUGUUUAUAGUGCAUUCGAAUGAAGCAAUUCUUUCACAGCAGCAUUUCGGCUGCCAAUUA